AUGGCUGGGGAGGCCAAGCACAUCCCCAAAUCGGGGGGUGAGGGAAGGCACCGGAGGAAGCAGAAGCUGGCAGAGGUGGUGCUGUGCCGGGCACCCCGAAUCCCUGCUCCAAGCUCCGGCGCCAGCCUGACCUUGCCCAGUGGAGCCCGAGAGGAGGACCAGAUGGAGCGACGAAGGCACAGCGCCCGGGGUUUAAAGAGCAUUGAGGGGAACACGUGGCGACGGGAGACAGGAAGCAACCAGGACAAGGAGGAGCGUGGCCUGCGGAGGGCGCCCGGCUCCCUUGCGCAAGGAGGGGCCCGCAGGCAGGCGGGCCGUAGGCUCCUGACCUACGGUCCCGGCCGCUGCCGGCCCCAGCUGGCCGGGAUGGACGGCACGAACAGCCUCAAGGAUCUGCUGCAGAGCAAGAUCGAUGACCUGGAGAGGCAGGUGCUGUCUCGGGUGAACACUCUGGAGGAGGGCAAGGGGGGCUCCAAAAACGACACCGAGGAAAGGGUCAAGAUCGAGAAUGCCCUGACUUCCCUGCACCAGCGGAUCAGCGAGCUCGAGAAAGGUCAGAAGGACAGCCGCCCCGGAGACAAGUUCCAGCUCACAUUCCCACUGCGGACCAACUACAUGUACGCCAAGGUGAAGAAGAGCCUGCCUGAGAUGUACGCCUUCACGGUGUGCAUGUGGCUCAAGUCCAGCGCGGCACCAGGGGUGGGCACGCCCUUCUCCUACGCGGUGCCCGGCCAGGCCAACGAGCUGGUCCUCAUCGAGUGGGGCAACAACCCCAUGGAGAUCCUCAUCAACGACAAGGUGGCCAAGCUGCCCUUUGUAAUCAACGAUGGCAAGUGGCACCACAUCUGCAUCACCUGGACCACCCGGGACGGGGUCUGGGAAGCCUACCAGGACGGCACCCAGGGAGGCAACGGCGAGAACCUGGCGCCCUAUCACCCCAUCAAGCCCCAAGGCGUGCUAGUGCUGGGCCAGGAGCAGGACACUCUGGGUGGUGGGUUUGAUGCCACCCAAGCGUUCGUGGGCGAGCUGGCCCAUUUCAACAUCUGGGACCGCAAGCUGACCCCGGGGGAGGUGUACAACCUGGCCACCUGCAGCACCAAGGCCCUUUCCGGCAACGUCAUCGCCUGGGCUGAGUCCCACAUCGAGAUCUACGGCGGAGCCACCAAGUGGACAUUCGAAGCCUGUCGCCAGAUCAACUGAGGCCCUGGGCCGGACUGAGCCUCCGUCCCGGGCCGGCCCCCCGCCUCCUCCUGCUUGUGCGGUGAUGAUCCGUCGUCUCCUCUUCUCUCCCUCCCCCCCAGGAAUGACUCCAGGCCCUGGCCCUCGCGCACGCGCACACAGCCUGGGCUCGUCCUCGCGCAGGGAAGCAGGCCUGGCUCCCACCUGUCCCCGAGGCCACCCCCCCCCCUCCGGGAGCGCGCACUGUUUCUCAGGCACGCCCUGUUCACCGGGAAAGCCAGCGGCUGCCACGUGAACAAUGCACACGUAGGUGAGAGGACGUGUGUGUGUGUGUGUGUGUGUGUGUGUCUAUGAGCGUGUGUCUCUCGGGGAGGCCUUCUCUUUUAAAAUGGUAUCUUGUUUCUUCUUUGUGGCUUUGGGAAAUCUCACAACUGGUCUGCUAUCUGUAUUUGCCAACUUUGGGGGCUGCCCGCGUGCCUUGGGGCUGGUGCAACUUCUUCUGCAAUGCAUCCGUCUUUGUUUGCAAAUCUCUUCCAGAGCAACAACUCUCUCUGUUGAUAAAAUAAAUGUCUUUUAGCGGUUUGUUAAAGGCCAGGGCCUCUCCAUGGAGAACUUGUAUUUUGUUGUAGAGGUGACCUCUCUCCAAAGGGUUGAAGGCACGUGGCACCAUGCACUUGGAGAGGGCAGAGGAGGUCAGGCCGGCCCCAGGAUCCGGGUAGUCCCCCAGCCCCAGCGCCUGGCCUGUGUCCUACGGCUGGUGUCCGAGGGCGGCGUGGGACUGGGGAGGCUGGCCUGCGUGCCCAGCUCAGCUGGCUCAGGCCCCCCAUCCCACCUGUGGCCCUCAGCCUUCUCGCCUCCCUGCACUCGGCAAGGUCGGGCUCUGUCUUUCCCUUCAGCUGCCAGCUGCCGCCCCCCCAGAGAGAGGAGCGUCCCACCCACGGCCCAGGAAGCCAGAGCCCCUCCAUCGCCUCUGGCAGUGGGAGGCCAGAGGCUUCAGAGGGUCGGCCCAGGGGUGGACCUUUUAGACUGGGAAACCCGCACUCUGAUUAAGACCCUGCCCCACACGGCCAGUGGAUGGGCAGGUCCGUGGUAACUCUGACAGCCAUAUUCUUGCCACACGCCCGGGCCCACGUGAGCUGGCUUGGCGAGUCCUCCAAGGGGGCAGGGGACCUCUUGUGGGGAGCCAGGCACGGCCAGGCUGGGGCCUGAAACCCACUCCCCCAUCUUACAGGGCUCAAGCCCUGAAGCAGCCCCCAACCUGUCACCAGCUGGUGACACAGACCCAACCAGUGUCCAGAGGCUUGGACUUUUUUCCCAUGAAAAACAAACACGUACGUCUCCUCCUAGUCCUUCCAAGGUGGGGAGAAAAACACGUGUGUGCGCGCAUGUGCGUGUGUGUGUGUGUGUGUGUCUGUGUGUGUGUGUGUUGAAUGAGAGGGAAGAGCAUUCAGACGGAUCACGCCCAGGGAGGGCGAUCUCCCUGCUUUGUCGCACCAUCUGGGGGUCGCACGCCCCAAGGGCCACCUGGACUCUCGCCAGGAGUCCAAUUAGCAAAAGGCUGGCGAGUCUUUCAAGAAAUUCUCCUGCACUGCCUGGCUCAUCUGCAGCUGCAGACUUUUCUUCAGGAGGAGCAGGUGUCCCUGUCUCCUGUUCCUUCCAGGGGCACCUGUCUCCUGAAGCGCAGGUCCGUGUUGUGUCGGAAACCCAGUGCAUCUGUGUGCAUCUGUGCUGGAGUCUCUGCGUCGGUGUCCGCGUGGGUGUCUGCACGGUACCCUGUCGCCGUUCUGCAAUGCCUCCCUCUUGUGCGGAGCGCCCAGUGCAGGCGCCCAGCUGCGCGCUGUGGCUCAACAGUGGCUUUUUCUGAGACCGUUGUGCUUCAUCGGAGCCCGUCGGGCUGUGGCGUCUGUGGAUCUGCAGGGAUCUUCUCUGUUUGCAUGUUCCUCGGGGUGGCGUGUCCCGUGCUUCCUUAGUCCGAUGUGUGUUCCCCUGCCUGCAUGAGCUGCUCUGGUUCUGUGUUGUGUGCUGAGUGCCACCCAUCGUUCUGUGACCAUCCAUGUAGCUACCAGGAAAGGCUGAGUAAGCAAGCCAAGGGUGUCGGAGGAGAUCAGGGGAGAGGUCGAGUCCCUCCCCUUCUCCCCGCUGCCCAAACACACCAAGUAUUUUUAACAUGUAGGUUGAGAGCAAGCUGAACAAUCCCCGUAGUUGGGAGAGAGCGAGAGCUUGGAACGCCCCCCCCCACCGGAUCGGCCCCACCCCUCACUUCAGCCAUCUCGGAGCUGUAGGCAAGGCCCAGAGCGUGCUAGGUGCUCUCCGUCGGCACCUCCCACCAGCCCCUGCAGAUCUCACGGACCCCAGACCACCUUCUGCCCCAGUGGGCGCGGUGGGAGCUGUCCGUUCAGGACCACAAGCCAUCCUCUGCCCUAACCAGAGAUGGGCAGAGCCCACCCCAGAUGCGUACACCUGCGUCCCUUUGGCCUCCCCAACCCCUCCACUCUGUGCCCUUCCCCUGAGGCCCCCGUGGUGCCAGGGACAGAAGCGGAUGUUUGACUCCCUCCCGCCCGACUGGAGCCUGUGCCAAGCCCCCGACUCCCUCACUGUGUUAACACUUGGCACUUUGCCCACCCCGAGAAAGGUAGACAGCCACAAGUCUAAUCCACAUAGUUCCCAUCUACUCUUUAAUCUGAUGGAUGUUCCCUCUUGCACUGAAUAACACAUGCCUAUCUCAGGUAAGCCGUUUUAUAAAAUACGAAGAUAAAAAAGCACUGUCGAGACAGUGUUUGCUUCUGCCGAGCUGGUGUCCCGCAGCUCCCUGGGUGUCCGAGGUGGGAGAGUGGCCGCCAGGCUCUCCGGGCCCCUGGGGGGUUAGAUCCCACUUGAAUCGUAAGCCUUCUUGCUUUUGAUAACACAGUAUUGUUUCUCUUAUUCUAGAAGAAAAAGUUUAUUACCAAACAAGAGUAUUUUUAUGAAAGCAAAGGACAAACCUAUAAAUUAACUCAACCUAUAUCUCCCUUGAAAAUACUUUUCAGGCUCCGCCAAAAUGUAGAACUGAAAGCAUGUAUUUUGGAAGAAAGAAAUACAUUUUGUAUGCUUUCUGUUCCUUUUGUAGAUUCACAGUUUAUUUUCUAAGACUGCAAAGAUCACUCUGUCACCAGCCCUGGGACCUGAGACCAAGGGGGUGUCUUGUGGGCAGUGGAGGGGAGGGGGAGGCUGGCAUGAGGGUCAGUCAUUCCAGUGAACUCCAGAGGGGGGCCGCCUGUUCUCAAAGGCGUGUUGGGCACCAGGCUGUACACUGGCCACUGACAGUGGCCCCUCUGUCUCGGAGCCGACUUGUUAGUGGGAUGAGCUAAGGACCUGAUUAUCAGUUCCAACCCUGACAGAAGAAACUAGGGUAACGGAUUGUAAACAUUAAGAUGACAGUAUCCUUUGUAAUCUUAUGGCAACCAAAGCGUGGCUUAACGCAGUCAUGGUCUCAUCUCUGAAAACACAGCGUGCAAAUUUAUUCAAUUAACGAUGGGAAACCUAUCACCUCCGUGUACAGUGGACUCAAGUGCCAUUUGUUGAAGGGGAACAAGCCAUUGAGGAGAAAAAAAGCCCAACACUUAGAGUCCCAAUUUUGUCUUAUUUGCCAAAAUGACCCGACGACGACAGCCCAAACCCCUGUGGUUGACAUUGUCACACUGUAUAUACUGUACAAUAGGAAGGGAACCCAUGUAUCUCACUGUCCAUUAUUUGCUAACCAAAGCUGUACCUUUUUCCCAUGAUCUGCAGCCUUUGGGUGUCUAGUGGGUCAGAACCAUGGGACCUGCCACCUCCCAUCAGCAAUUCUGGAAAUGCACUAUUUCUACUGGUAUCCUUGCUUUUUUUUUUCAUUUUCUUGCUGAAAUGACAUGAAUUGUUGAGUUUAUUUUUACACAGUAAAAGAGUGAAGAAAGA
Messenger RNA from Vicugna pacos (alpaca), 5112 nucleotides. NCBI's taxonomy places the organism in Eukaryota, Metazoa, Chordata, Mammalia, Artiodactyla, Camelidae. The record is from RefSeq and is a predicted model, not a curated record.